GUUUACUUUCCACCGGCGGCUUUAGUAAAAUCCUCCACCGUGGAGCUGGAGUCCGCUCGCCGCGUCACCGGGAUGCAGUUGCGGGAGCCGGGCUGCUAACCCACCGUCCCCACGCCGAAAAGGACCACCAAAGAUGGCCUCUCUGCCAAACCACACAGCGCCACAAGAGCCGCGCUUCUUGAUGUUGUUCGACUUCGAUGAGACCAUCAUACGCGACAACAGCGAUGAUUCAGCAGUGUGCCUGCUGCCAAGCCAGGAGCUUCCUGCCUGGCUCGUAAACAGCUACCGAGAGGGACACUACCACGAGUACUCAGCAAAGAUCAUGGCUUACCUGGCAGAUCAAGGCGUGACCAAGGAGUGCAUCAAGUCUGGUGUAGAGAACAUCCCACCCAACCCCGGCCUUCUGGACCUCUUCAGGUUUCUGCAGAGCCAUCAGCAGGACUUUGAGCUGGUGGUGGUCUCUGACGCCAACAUGUAUUUUAUAGAGACGUGGCUGGAGCACGCCGGAUUCCGCCACCUUUUCAAGAGAAUCUUCACAAACCCCUCCCACUUUGACACCGCCGGCUGCCUUGUGCUCCGCCCUUUCCACUCACACUCCUGCACACGUUGCCCCGAAAACAUGUGCAAGCAGGCAAUCUUACGUGAAUACUUGGCGGAUCGGGAAAAGGAGCGAGGCGGGGUGGGUUUCCAGAGGGUGUUUUAUGUUGGCGAUGGGUCCAACGACGUCUGCCCCACUCACGCCCUGGGACCCCAGGACACUGCCUUUGCCAGGCGGGAUUACCCCAUGCACAGGUUGCUGCUGGAGAUGCAGCAAUCCCAGUCUGCCAAGCCGAAGGCAAACGUAGUUCCAUGGGUCACCGGGAAUGACAUAGUCGAUUGUCUGGAAAAAAUUGUGAGAGAGAGAUGAGUUGAAAGUAAAGAAACCCCGAAUAGGCAAAUUAUCAUGAUAAACAAACUUACCCUCAUAUGAAGGGCAAUUUUCAGCUAAUCAAGAAUUAAGUAAUGCUGUGUAGAAAACCCCCAAGGAAGUUGCAUGAUAUGAUAUGAUAACCAAUAAGAAAAGCAUGCACUUCUCAGCAUUUGCUCAUGCUUCUGAAAUUAACUUUAAAAUGAUCAACCAAAGGCAGGUCAGGUAGAUAGAAUUUAAAUCACAUUGUUCAAUAAAACAUCCCUUACGUACAGAUCUCAAAGGUAUUUUUAACUGGAAAGUCUCAUUUAUGACAGAUGUUAUUUGUUUUUUUUUUUAAAGUUGAAUGCCUUAUUGCAGACCUGUGAAAGGAUACACAUGUUAGAGGUGAGGAACAAAAGACCACAGGUAUUAUAUCAGGCAGGGACAUUCGGCACCAGGCAGGUUGCUGAUAAUGAGGCGCUCUACCCGACACCUGAAAUAGGGUUACACCAGUCUUUUACACUGGUGUAGAAAACAACAGAAGCAGUGAAUCCAUCCAUUCCUUCUCUGCUCUACCCUUUCUUCCUCACAAUUCCUUCAAAAAAUUAAUUAUACUAAAAAGUUUGAUACAAAAACCAAACAUUCAGUCCAGGAUUGAUUCUUAUGAAAUAAGUGAAACAUUUUUCUUUGAUGAUACUGAGUAUUUUUAAAUUGAUCUAAGCUUUUAUGAGCUUUUUAUUAGUAAUUUCCUGUUUGCUGUGGGUCCUUAAAAGACGAACAAACAUGCCAUGUAUCGAUACCCUUUAAAGGUGCGGGUUCUCAUCUAAACUCACUCCUAUGUGUAAAUGUUUAAAUACCUAAUAUUAUACCUAAUGUGUUUACUAAACAUGGUUUUCUCCUGUUAUACCAGGGAAGUUGGAGUCCAGCUAUCCUUAUUUUUCAACUCUUAUUAAAAAUUUUAAUCAUUUCUGGAGAGGAAUGCACCGUUAUUACCUUAAUGAACUUUAUAACUGCUUUUAAAGUUAAAUAAUACAAUAAUUAAUGCACAAGAAAAACUACGAACAGUAAUUUAACAUAACCUUAA
This is a messenger RNA of Cyprinodon variegatus (sheepshead minnow), 1973 nucleotides long. Its product is annotated as probable phosphatase phospho1. NCBI's taxonomy places the organism in Eukaryota, Metazoa, Chordata, Actinopteri, Cyprinodontiformes, Cyprinodontidae. Gene Ontology annotation, molecular function: phosphatase activity. The transcript has 2 exons. Bases 134 to 907 code for a protein of 257 amino acids. The record is from RefSeq and is a predicted model, not a curated record.